AUGCGUCUUUCUGCAGUAGCUGGGCUACUAUCCACCCUUUCAGUUGUCUUGGCUUCACCAGAUCGGCGAUAUCAUGAUGCGCACAAGCGGUCUUCGGAGAACCAAAAUUCCACCAUAGAGUAUGAUUAUGUCGUUGUGGGCUCUGGUGCUGGAGGUGGCCCUGUAGCGGCACGAUUGGCGAUUGCGGGAUAUAAGGUGCUUCUUUUAGAAGCAGGAGAUGACCAGGGAAAUGCUACCCAGCAAAUUGUCCCCGCUCUGCAGCUCCAGUCGACCGAAUAUGAGCCGAUGAGAUGGGAUUAUUUCGUGAACCACUACUCGAACUUGACUCGUCAGGAAGAAGAUACCAAGAUGACAUACCGGACACCUGCCGGUGACCUCCAUGUUGGAAGCAAUGCGCCCAAUGGCUCCGAACCCUUGGGGAUCUUAUACCCUCGAGCAGGUACUUUGGGUGGAUGCUCUGCUCACAAUGCCAUGAUCACUAUCUACCCGUACGAGAAGGACUGGGAGCAACUGGCCAGUCUCACUGGCAAUGAUUCAUGGUCUGCCUCAAACAUGCGACAAUACUUUAAGAGACUAGAGCGCAAUCGAUAUCUGCCCAGUAGCGUGCUAGGCCAUGGAUUUGAUGGAUGGCUUACAACGAGUCUUACAGACUUGCGUCUCGUCAUUGAAGACCAAAAACUUCUUUCUUUGAUCUUGGCCGGCGCAACUGCCGCGGGUCAAUCACUAUUGGGUAAACUUAUCACCACGGUCACGGGCCUUGCCGGAAUUCUGCUACGUGAUCUGAACAACCCCCUCCCUUCGCGCGACUACGAGGAGGGUCCAUACCAGGUUCCUCUCGCCGUGGAUGUCCCUGAGUACAAGCGGACAGGCCCUCGAGAAUUCCUCAUGAAGACAGUCAACGCCGUGAACUCGGAUGGUUCGCGGAAAUAUCACCUUGAUAUCCAGCUAAACACCCUAGUAACAAAGCUCCGGUUCGAUACCACCGGAUCAAAGCCACGGGCUACCGGUGUCGACUAUCUUCGAGGACAGAGUCUCUACCGUGCUGACCCCCGGGCUUCCCAAACAUCGUCUAAUGGGACACCAGGUAGCGUGAGUGCUGCUCGCGAAGUGAUCCUGUCUGCAGGCUCGUUCAACACCCCCCAGCUGCUGAAGCUGAGUGGCAUUGGCCCAAAGGAGGAGCUGUCCAAACUUGGAAUUUCAACACUGGUAGAUCUCCCUGGCGUGGGUCGUAAUCUUCAGGACCGGUACGAGGUGGGCACAGUGGGCAAGUCACCUACCGAUUUCGUCCUCACAUCCAAGUGUACCUUUUUGUAUACUCUUCCCGAUCCCUGCCUGGAACAGUAUGAGAAUGAUCCCCUCUUCAAAGGCACCUAUACUACCAAUGGAAUCGCAAUCGCCAUUAUUCGAAAGUCGUCUGUCGCAGAGGAUGAGCCCGACCUAUUGAUUUCUGGAGCACCCGUCAACUUCCCCGGGUAUUACCCUAACUACUCAUACGAAGGUCUCAAAGAUGCUCAGCACUGGACCUGGAUCACGUUGAAAUCUCGCUCCCGCAACAAUGCUGGCACAGUUGAACUGCGAUCAACUGACCCGCGUGAUAUGCCCCUUAUCAACUUCAACUCGUUCGAUGCCGGAGUGACCACGGAUGGUGCAGCUGAUAAGGACCUGCAGGCUGUUUAUGAAGCAAUGCAGUUCUCCCGCACAAUUUUUGAUGACCUUGUUCCCCUCGAUGGUGGGUUUGAAGAGGUCUGGCCGGGACCUAAUGUCACUACCGAGAAUGAAAUGAAAAACUUCAUUAAGCAAGAGGCGUGGGGCCACCAUGCAUGCUGCACUGCUGCUAUUGGAGAAGAUGGGGAUCCUCAGGCUGUGCUGGAUGCUGACUUCCGUGUUCGUGGGGUUGAUGGGCUGCGUGUUGUGGAUGCUUCGGUCUUUCCCAAGAUCCCGGGGUACUAUAUCGCCCUGCCUAUUUAUAUGAUUAGCGAGAAAGCUGCCGAGGUUAUCAUUGCCGAUGCUGUAUAA
Molecule: messenger RNA, 2016 nt
Organism: Penicillium expansum
Lineage: Eukaryota; Fungi; Ascomycota; Eurotiomycetes; Eurotiales; Aspergillaceae
Product: GMC family oxidoreductase
Exons: 3
Coding region: 1-2016 (671 amino acids)
Molecular function (GO): oxidoreductase activity, acting on CH-OH group of donors; flavin adenine dinucleotide binding
Source: RefSeq, a predicted model, not a curated record